AUGGCUGAUCACACUUCUCCGGACUACUUUAGCUGUACACUAUGCGUGAACCUCCUAAGGGACCCUGUGGCUAUUCCUUGUGGCCACAGUUUCUGUAUGGACUGCAUCAGUGGAUACUGGAAUGAAGCGGACUACACGGGUAUUUAUAUUUGCCCUCAGUGCAAGAUCACCUUCACCCAGAGGCCUGUGCUACGGCCCAACGCUACACUCAGCAUGGUGGCUGAAAAGAUCAAGAAGAGCGGUCUGAAUCUCAAUGUCCACUUGCCCCAAGGGAACGGCUAUGCAGGACCAAGCGACGUCCCCUGCGACUUCUGCUCUGGGAAGAAACUCAAAGCCGUCAAGUCCUGUCUGAACUGUUUGGCAUCCUACUGUGAGAAACACCUGAAGCCCCACUAUGAAUCAGCCACAUUCAAAAGGCACAAGUUGGUGGACGAAUUGGGAAACCUGGACAGGAAGAUCUGCCCUCAGCACCAGAAGUCUUUGGAGCUCUUCUGUCGAACCGACCAGAUGUGUAUCUGUGCCCUCUGUACAGUCAGUGAACACAAAGGCCACGACAUUGUCUCCGCCGAGGCCGAAAGGAGUGAAAAACAGAAACUCUUGGGAAUCUCCACAUCAGAGAUCAGACAAAAAUGCCAAGAACGUGUAAAGGAGCUGGAAGAGUUGAAGACCGCAGUGGAUUCACUAAAAAAUUCGGCCCAGCGAGCUAUGGUGGAGAGUCAGAAGAUGUUCGAGGACAUGAUUCGUUCCAUCGAAAGGAUGAGGUCAGAGGUGACCAAGCUGAUUGGGAUCAACGAGAAAGCUGCAUUCAACCAAGCCGAAGCUUUGAUCGAGCGUUUGGAACAGGAGAUUGAUGAACUGAAGAAAAAGGAGUCAGGAUUGAAGCAGCUUUAUAGUACAGACGACCACAUCCACUUUUUGCAGAACUUCAACUACCUUUGCACCCCCACUGAUGAUGGCUUCAUACCAAAGGUGACGGUCAACCCUGACUUUUCCUUCGGAGCUGUCAGGAAAGCUGUGGCCGAGAUCAAGGAACGUCUAGAAGAGUUUGGUAGGGAAGAGCUGCUGAGGAUCUCCAAGACGGUGAAUGACGUUCCGGUUUAUACAACAGAAAGUCGAACACUGGACAGGAGGAGCAGAGGUAAAGACCACAACAUGACAACAGUGGACAAUACACAUGCUACACCAGAGCCAAGAAGCAGAUCAGAUUUUGUCAAAUACUUCUGCCAACUGAAGUUAGAUCCGGUCACAGCUUACAAAGAGCUGUACAUCUCUGAGCACAGUAGAAAAGUCAUCCGAACCAGGGAUCUGCAACCUUAUGGAGAAAACCCAGAGAGGUUUGACAGUUUUGCCCAAGUUCUAUGCCGGGAGGGUCUCUCCGGGGGGCGAUUCUACUGGGAAAUCGAGUGGAGCGGAGAAUUCUCCAUCGGCGUGGCCUACAAAGGCAUCAGCCGUAAGGGUAAAGGUUCCUUGUGUCUGCUGGGCUACAAUGACAAAUCCUGGAGUCUCCUCUGCUCUGACACGGGUUACUCAGCCUGGCACAACAGGGUAGAUAAAGCAGUCAGCGGCCCUCACUCCCCGAGAAUAGGCGUAUACUUGGACCACAGUGCAGGCACAUUGGCGUUUUAUAGCAUUGGAAGCAGUAUGACCUUGCUGCACCGGUUCGAAACCACCUUCACUGAGCCCCUUUAUCCUGGCUUUGGAGUCGGAACCUCUGUCAAAAUCUGCAACAUCAAGUGA
Nerophis lumbriciformis (worm pipefish) is the source of this 1737-nucleotide messenger RNA. The record is from RefSeq and is a predicted model, not a curated record. Lineage: Eukaryota; Metazoa; Chordata; Actinopteri; Syngnathiformes; Syngnathidae.